Messenger RNA from Astrephomene gubernaculifera, 666 nucleotides. The record is from the annotation of a GenBank genome assembly. NCBI's taxonomy places the organism in Eukaryota, Viridiplantae, Chlorophyta, Chlorophyceae, Chlamydomonadales, Astrephomenaceae.
UAUACAUCGAUGCAGCCCAGCCCUAAUUAAUAGUAGUAAGGAUGAGCAAUCCCGGCGGAGAUGACAUACCUAGCAGCAGAAAGAAACGCGUUCGCUUUUCCAACACGGCUGAUGUAUUUACAGUAGGUGCUGCUGAAGAGGAUGUUGUGCCUGCUAAUCGGCGCCAGCGUCAAACAAUUCUGCCCGGCGAAGAUGAAUCCAGGUCGCGUCGCCAAACCCAAUGGCAGGAGCUACAGCCCGAGUCUCAAGGCCCCAUCCUGCCCCUGGACCCCGUCCUAGCCGCCAGCCGCCGAGCCCGUCUGCGGGGGCGCGCCGACGCCUCCGCCCGCCUCGCAGCUGCUGCCGCUGCUGCUGCUGUUGCCGCUGCGGUGACGGUGACGGGGGUGGUGGGGGCGGAGGACGUGUCGCUGCCUGACGACCUGGCGGCGGCGGAGGAGGACUACGAGGAGCCGGAGGAGUUGUUUAACGAGGCGGGUAUCCCCUUCGAGCCCUUCCACCUGCGGGCGGAGCGGGAGGCGGGCUACUUCGAUGCGGAGGGCAACUACCUGGAAUACCGGCUGGAUGCGGCGGACAGGGACGCAUGGCUGGACAGUGUGAUGGACGAGCACCGGCAGGUGCGGGCGGACCCCCAGCUGGCCGCCCGCCGCCGCCAGGAGGCUGCUGGGG